Molecule: messenger RNA, 639 nt
Organism: Olea europaea var. sylvestris
Lineage: Eukaryota; Viridiplantae; Streptophyta; Magnoliopsida; Lamiales; Oleaceae
Exons: 4
Coding region: 1-639 (212 amino acids)
Molecular function (GO): nucleic acid binding
Source: RefSeq, a predicted model, not a curated record
AUGAGGCAUUCUUUGAUUGAUAAGGUUAGAGAAGCUCAAUCUCAAGACCUGACAUUGAGAACAUUGAAAGCAGAAAUUAGUACUGGGUUAAGAACGGAUUAUGUUAUUAGAGAUAAAGGUGCACUGGCUAUAGGUAAUAGAUUAUAUGUUCUAGAUAUUCCAAAAUUGAAGAAAGAGAUUUUGGAAGAGGCAUACAGUUCUGCUUAUGCUAUGCAUCCAGGUAAAAAUGGUCAUGAUGGUGUUUGGAUUAUUGUGGAUCGUUUGACCAAAACGGCCAGGUCUUUGCCCAUCAAAGCCACUUAUACAUUAAAUAAGUUGAGUUCAACGGUAGCUGGGACACAUUUGUCAUUGAAGGAGUUUGUUUAUAAUAACAACGACCACUCUAGCAUAGAAAUAACUCCUUUUAAAGCUUUAUAUGGUAGAAAAUGCAGAAUACCAAUUUGCUGGGAUGAAGUUGGUAAGAGAAAGUUAGUAGGUCCUAAAUUAGUUCAAAUGGCUUCAGGAAAUGUGGAAUUGAUCAAAGAAAAGUUGAAAGCAGCACAAGAUAGACAUAAAAGUUAUGUAGAUAGGUGCAGGAAAGAUCUUGAAUUUGCGCUUGGAGAUAAAGUAUUUCUAAAAUUGUUGCCUUGGAAGUUUUGA